Pongo pygmaeus (Bornean orangutan) is the source of this 857-nucleotide messenger RNA. It is a transcript of the gene ERH, whose product is annotated as ERH mRNA splicing and mitosis factor. Lineage: Eukaryota; Metazoa; Chordata; Mammalia; Primates; Hominidae. The record is from RefSeq and is a predicted model, not a curated record. Bases 141 to 455 code for a protein of 104 amino acids. The transcript is spliced from 4 exons.
GAUCCAAAAGGCUCUUUUGCGUUGCACUUUCGACGACUUCCGGCGGCUCCUCUCGCGAGGAUUGGCUGUUAGCGGCGUUGUGGCUAAGCUCGUGUAACGGCGGCGGUGUCGGCAGCUCCUGCAGCGAAGAGUUUGGCGCGAUGUCUCACACCAUUUUGCUGGUACAGCCUACCAAGAGGCCAGAAGGCAGAACUUAUGCUGACUAUGAAUCUGUGAAUGAAUGCAUGGAAGGCGUUUGUAAAAUGUAUGAAGAACAUCUGAAAAGAAUGAAUCCCAACAGUCCCUCUAUCACAUAUGACAUCAGUCAGUUGUUUGAUUUCAUUGAUGAUCUGGCAGACCUCAGCUGCCUGGUUUACCGAGCUGAUACCCAGACAUACCAGCCUUAUAACAAAGACUGGAUUAAAGAGAAGAUCUACGUGCUCCUUCGUCGGCAGGCCCAACAGGCUGGGAAAUAAUUGUGUUGGAAGCAUUGGGGGGGUUGGGGUGGGCUUGGAACACAGGUGUGUACAGUGUGCUGUAGUGGAAGUUUUGUAUCAUAGUAAUCCUGUUUCCACUUUGUUAUACUCUAGCCAAGACUGACUGUAUUAGAUGAAAUGUGAGGAUCUUGUUCAAUCGGAAACCCCCGUUACCUCCUCUUUUUCUUUUUUUUUUUUUUUACUUAAACAUUUUUAUGAUGAUUUAGAUGGAAGUUGUUCUUCGUCACUUAAUGUUGGUUCCAGUCCUUCAACUGUUCAUAUCUACUUUAUAACAUUCACAUACUAACCCUUCUUCAAGAUGGGGUGGGGGGUGGAAACGCAGUUUAGCCAUAUCCUCAAGAUAAAGUCUUGGUAAAAAUAAAUAAAUGUCCUUUAGUUAUA